Messenger RNA from Candidula unifasciata, 1422 nucleotides. The record is from the annotation of a GenBank genome assembly. Lineage: Eukaryota; Metazoa; Mollusca; Gastropoda; Stylommatophora; Geomitridae.
AUGUAUGUUAUCUGUGCAGAUGUGAAAAAUGAAGACACCAGCAACUACCCAAAUGUGAAAAAAGAAGGCAAGAGUGACACAGACACUGACGAUGAUGACUUGAGUCUGUUGUACAUAGUUGGAGCCUGCGUUCUGGUGACUGUGUGUUUUGUCACUGGCAUCCUUUGCUUUGUGCUGCGCUGCUACAGACGUAUCCGAUACAGUGCUACUCCACAGGAUGACCUUGACAUCAAUGUGGAAAGUCUACCAAUAAAUUCAGCUUAUCAUCAGAUGAAAUCCAAUCGUCUGAAUCCAAAGCUAGAAAUCCUGGAGUUUCCCAGGAAUGAUAUCGUCUUUAUAGAGGAUAUAGGGCAAGGUGCAUUUGGGCGUGUCUUCAAAGCAAGAAUUGUGUGCAGCAAUGGGAACUGCCACAUCACAGGAGGGAGGCUGACUGGUAGCAAACACAGUCUCACCUGUGGAAAGAACUGUAAAAACACCAGAACUCCCUUUGACAGUAAAGGGGAUCUCAGGCACUUGGAAAUUCAUCCUUCCAAAAACUUUGACUCCAAACUGUUGGUAGAGCAUCUGUCGAAUUUGGGUGAUUAUGACAAAGGUGAUAGAGACAUCAAGAGUAACGAGGGGCAGCUCAUUGCUAUUAAAAUGUUAAAAGAAGAUGCUUCUGAGACUGUGCAGGCAGACUUUGAAAGAGAGGCUUCUCUGAUGGUAGAGUUUGACCAUGCAAAUAUAGUUCGUCUGUUGGGCGUCUGCACUGUAGGAAAGCCCAUGUGUUUGUUGUUUGAGUACAUGAGUAGAGGAGAUUUAAAUGGAUUUCUAAGACUUUGCAGUCCAGACCAGUGUCUGAGACAAAACAAUGCAAGAUUGAAUCCAUCGGAACAUUCUAGCAGCAUCAGUGUUUUAGACCAACUGUACAUGGCACGCCAGAUUGCAAACGGGAUGAUUUAUCUCUCUGAAAGAGGGUAUGUCCACCGUGACCUGGCUACCAGAAACUGCCUUGUCGGUAGCAACCUCACUGUUAAAAUCUCAGACUUUGGCCUUGCCAGGAGUGUUCAUAGUAUGGAUUACUACCAUGGCAGUGAUAAGGAUGCCAUUCCGAUACGAUGGAUGCCUCCAGAAGCUAUUCUGUACAAUAAAUUUUCUUCACAAUCUGAUGUGUGGUCAUUUGGAAUCCUGCUGUGGGAGAUCUUUUCCUUUGCUCUUCAGCCAUACUAUGGAAUGACUCAUGAAGAAGUUAUUAACUACCUCCGAGCAGGAAGAGUCUUAGCUGCUCCAGAUAAUGUGCCAUCUGCAGCCUAUGAACUGAUGAAGUCUUGCUGGCAGAAAAAACCUUCAUCUCGACCAAACUUUGUGUUCGUACACAAAUCCCUGACUUUUUUGCAUGCAGAAGUAACGAAACAACAGACAGUGAAUAUGUUGAGUUCAUAG